Odobenus rosmarus divergens (Pacific walrus) is the source of this 1038-nucleotide messenger RNA. It is a transcript of the gene CYSLTR2, whose product is annotated as cysteinyl leukotriene receptor 2. Gene Ontology annotation, cellular component: plasma membrane. The coding region runs from base 1 to 1038 and encodes 345 amino acids. Gene Ontology annotation, biological process: G protein-coupled receptor signaling pathway. Gene Ontology annotation, molecular function: leukotriene receptor activity. The transcript has a single exon. The record is from RefSeq and is a predicted model, not a curated record. NCBI's taxonomy places the organism in Eukaryota, Metazoa, Chordata, Mammalia, Carnivora, Odobenidae.
AUGGAGAGAAAACUUAUGUCCUUGCCUCCAUCCAUCUCCAUACCAGAAAUGGAACCCAAUGGCACCUUCAGCAGUAACAACAGCAACGGGAACUGUACAAUUGAAAACUUCAAAAUGGAUUUUUACCCCGCUGUGUACCUGAUAAUAUUUGUCUGGGGAACGUUGGGAAAUGGCUUUUCCAUCUAUGUUUUCCUGCAGUCUUAUAAGAAGUCCACGUCUGUGAAUAUUUUCAUGCUAAACCUGGCCAUUUCAGAUUUCUUAUUCACAAGUACACUACCCUUCAGAGCUGACUAUUACCUCAGAGGCUCCAAUUGGAUAUUUGGGGACCUGGCCUGCAGGAUUAUGUCUUAUUCUAUGUAUGUUAACAUGUACAGCAGCAUUUAUUUCCUGACUGUGCUGAGCAUCGUGCGUUUCCUGGCAACUGUUCAUCCCUUCCGGCUCCUCCAUGUCACCAGCAUCAGGAAUGCCUGGACUCUGUGUGGGAUCAUAUGGAUCCUUAUCAUGGCUUCCUCGGUAUUGCUUCUGAAAAAUGGCUCUGAGCAGAAGGGCAGUGCUGUAUUAUGCUUAGAGUUGAAUAUCAGUAAAAUUGUUAAACUGCAGACCAUGAACUACAUUGCCUUGGUGAUGGGCUUCCUGCUGCCAUUCUUCUUGCUCAGCAUUUGUUACCUGCUGAUCAUUCGAGCUCUGUUAAAGGUGGAGGUCCCAGAAUCGGGUCUGCGGGUUUCUCACAAGAAGGCACUUAUCACCAUCAUCAUUGCCUUGAUCAUCUUCCUCCUGUGUUUCCUGCCCUAUCACGUACUGAGAACCCUCCACCUGCUUGUGUGGAAAGUGAAUAAAUGUGAAGAGAAGCUGCAUAAAGCAGUGGUCAUCACACUGGCCUUGGCAGCAGCCAAUAGCUGCCUCAAUCCUUUGCUCUAUUACUUUGCUGGGGAAAAUUUUAAGGACAGACUAAGGUCCACACUCAGAAAAGAUCACCUACAGAAGACGAAGUGCAGCAUUCCUGUAUGCAUGUGGUUGAAAAAGGAAACACAAGUUUAA